Messenger RNA from Laccaria bicolor S238N-H82, 1173 nucleotides. RefSeq lists its product as uncharacterized. The record is from RefSeq and is a predicted model, not a curated record. NCBI's taxonomy places the organism in Eukaryota, Fungi, Basidiomycota, Agaricomycetes, Agaricales, Hydnangiaceae. The transcript has 6 exons. Bases 1 to 1173 code for a protein of 390 amino acids.
AUGACUCACUACUUUACCCUACCCAGGCACUCGAAUACAUCUGCACUGCCUUCACCGCGCUCGUACGAAGAAUUCCACCAACGUCUUCGCCAUGCCCAUAAUCCGAACCCAUUCGCAUCCAAACGGAGGUGGCGACUGCCGUUUUUGUUGUGCCUAGCUGGGGGGUUGGCGCCGUGCACUGCUGCUAUUCAGGGGAUCAAGGACGAGAAGGGUAACAAAGACAGAACGUCCCUCGCUUCAACAAGAGCGACUGGGGUCGAAGACGCGCCGUUGCACUGGUCUACAUUGCUCGAUCGUCCACGUCGACCCGGACAAGCGGUCAUUGAUCUUGGUGAAGAAGAUGAAUCUGCACAAGGGAUUGUCGAUCUUGGUGCCGGAGAAGUGAGAACGACUGCAGGAGGAGGGGGCGCGGAACUCGCAUAUACUCCGGCGCGUAAGGCGGAUUUGAUCUCGCGGGCGAGGUGGGAUUUGUUGGGCAAUAAGUCAGUCUUCGAUUUCUUCUUCUUCGAACGAUUUACUCAACCCUACAUCUCCCUACAGGCGUCUCCUCAUCCUAUCCUACAUCCCAUCCGGCCUUCGGUGCUGGACCGUACGGACCUAGGCGCCGUCACUGAAGUUCUCAACCUCAACUUUUCAGGCGUGCAGUGGAAGGAGUUGGGGUUUGACGUGGGGAGGGUGGUUUAUGCCGCUUGGCUUUCGUCAGCUGCGAGGGAUAAGUCCGAUUCUUUCAGGGAGGACAGGCCAUUUCUUGGGAUUAUGUACGUCAUUUCGUCUUCGUACCUUUCAUGGGCUGAUGUGAAUGGUUUGGAAACAGCACAGGACACCGAGUCGACGACCUUUGUCAUCUAUUCGCUCAGUAGACAUUCAAAUAUUCACGUUCCGCACCCUCCCUUUCAAAUGACCCCACACAUCCACCUUGCGGGUUCACGGGAAAGACAUGCACCGCCCUAUUCCAUGUCCCAAUCGCCAACCACCGCUUAUCCUGAGCCGAAUCUACACCUUCAACCACCGCCAACGUCCUGCCACGACGCAAAUCAACCUCAAAACCGCGAUAGGCUGACUUCGCGAACUCCGAAACUCAAGCACAACCCGCGGAUUUCUCCAUUGUCACAAGCGAAGCCAAAUCAACCACUCACGUCUCAUCCUGGCGGCAAAGAUCAGCAUGAAGACUAA